AUGUCUUCGACAUCCCCCGCCUCCACCACCUCCAAGGUCCCCAUGGACGACGGCGCCCGCCUUUUCGUCAAGGUCCUGGGCGGGCCCAUCACGAACACGGCCAAGCCGCUGCUGAUUGCGCUGCACGGCGCGCCGGGUCUGCUGUCCCACCGCGAGUCGGAGGCCACCUUUGCCUUUUUGGCGCCGCACUUCCGUGUGAUUGCGUACGACGCGCGCGGCAGCGGCGCGUCCGACCUGACGCCGCCGUACACGCAUGCGCGGUGGGUCCAGGACAUUGAGAAUCUCCGGACGUGGGCGGGCGCCGAGACGUUUGUGCUCGCCGGCCACUCGUACGGCGGGUUCGUGGCGCUCGACUAUGCGCUGGCACACGGCGACCGGCUGUCGGCCCUGGUGAUCCGGGACACGUGGACGGACGGGCGGGCAGCGCCCAUGGCAGCGCUGGCGCGGGCCGUGACGGACCCGCGUGUGGCGGGCCGGGUGGACGUGGAGCGGCAGAUCCGGCUCUGGUCCGGGCGGCUGCAAGACGACGCCGAAUUUGAGCGGGCCAUUGUCGAGAUUCUGUCGGUGUACGGGCCGCCGGACAGCACGGCCGCGGAGACCACCAAGGCGGCCGCCGCCAACCCGCCGCCUCUCGAAGGCGACGGCAGCGAGCGGCCGCUGUACAACUCGGCCGCGCAGAACUGGGCGUUUAGCCAGAACAUGCCGCAAUUUUACGUGCGCGACCGUCUCUCCGAGAUCAAGGCGCGCGCCCUCAUCAUGGUCGGGCGGCACGACAUUGUGACGCCGGUGGCGUUCAGCGAAGAGAUUGCACGGGGGCUGCAGAACGCGCAGCUGGUCAUCUUUGAGGAGAGCGGGCACAAUCCGGCGACGGACGAGCCUGCCAAGUUCCAGCAGGUCGUGCAGGGGUUUUUGCAGUCGCUGUAG
Messenger RNA from Sporothrix schenckii 1099-18, 924 nucleotides. RefSeq names its product proline iminopeptidase. The record is from RefSeq and is a predicted model, not a curated record. Lineage: Eukaryota; Fungi; Ascomycota; Sordariomycetes; Ophiostomatales; Ophiostomataceae. Gene Ontology annotation, molecular function: peptidase activity. The coding region runs from base 1 to 924 and encodes 307 amino acids. Gene Ontology annotation, biological process: proteolysis. The transcript has a single exon.